Molecule: messenger RNA, 3212 nt
Organism: Styela clava
Lineage: Eukaryota; Metazoa; Chordata; Ascidiacea; Stolidobranchia; Styelidae
Biological process (GO): deadenylation-dependent decapping of nuclear-transcribed mRNA; deadenylation-independent decapping of nuclear-transcribed mRNA; positive regulation of catalytic activity
Cellular component (GO): P-body
Molecular function (GO): enzyme activator activity; mRNA binding
Source: RefSeq, a predicted model, not a curated record
AGAGUCUGAAGUAGUCGCAUAUUUUCAACUUGUUUUGUCAUCAGAUAUCAAAGAUUGAUAGUUAAAAAUUGCUAAUCAAUUUAUCAUGGCAUUGAAUGCCGAAUUGCGUAUUAAUCUGGCAUCGUUGAAACGUCAAGAUCCAUAUAUAGGAAAUAUCACGGAUUCAUCUACUCAUGUUGCUGUCUACUCAUUCAGUCCCCAGUCUAACGAAUGGGAAAAGACUGAUGUUGAAGGAACAAUGUUUGUGUACAAAAGAGUUGCUCCACCAUAUUGGGGUUUCACAAUUUUAAAUCGAUUGAGCAUGGAAAAUCUCACAGAACCACUGACUUCUGAGUUAGAGUUUCAGACACAAAAUCCUUUCUUACUAUACAGAAAUGCAAAAUUGCUUAUUUAUGGAAUAUGGUUCUAUGAUCAAGAUGACUGCAAAAGAAUAGGAGAGCUUUUGGCAAAAUUAUGUAGAGAAUCGAGCCAUCCUCUGGCAAACGACACAAAAGCACAAAAAAUAAACAUCUUUGGUAAAUUGGAUAACAGCAUCUUAGGCAACAAGGAAUCGGUCCCAAAAUCAAAUUCCCCAACAUCCAACUCUGUGAACAGCAUAUCACCGGGUAGUUCAGUAGGUGGAGGUCAGAGACCACCAAGCAAUAAUGAGGAAGCAGAUUCUGAGAGUGAAGACAAAGAAGUACAACAGAGUACUAAUAAAGGAUCGAUUAAUAUAAUGGAUUUAUUAUAUAAAGCUCAAGAUAAAUAUGAAAAGGAGAAGAGAAACACACCAGAUCCAGUAAUUGAUGGAGCGCAGAAUGGAAUGUUAAUCAGUCCAACAGAUGCUGAAAUGCAGCUUGUCAAACCAGUGCCAAUCAAACCAACUCAUCCACAAAAGCUCGAUGUUGCAUCCUUGUUUAAGCAGCAACCACAUAAACCAUCAUCUGAUCCUUCUAUUGUGAACAACAAUCUACCUAUUACUGUGGCUCCUGCUAUGCUUCCAACUCCAACUAUGAAUGCACCCUUUGUUGGUAUUUUGCAGCAACAAAUGGUUGCAAUACCCACACCAAGUGCCAGUGUUAAUAUUCCAAAUCAGCCACAAAGAAGACAGCCUCGACCUAUAGGAAGAUCUUAUUCCCUGAACGAAAUGGCAAUGCGACAACAUUUUGAUGCUUAUGUGAAUGGUAAUGUUAUGUCAGUUGAGGAAGUAGAAGCAAGCAUGAAUCGAGGUUCUACAGCAAACCGACAACAGGAGGUCAAUUCUACUCUGGACAGAAUGAUCGAUAUGAUUAAUUCUGGAGGCGGAGUUUCUGGCAAUGUGGCAACAGGAGUUGCACAAACCCCACAACUACCAGGAAUACAAGAAACUGUUUUAAAUACACUGCCUGCAGCACCGAAAACAUCGUCUGGCAAUAGUGGAAGUAUUGUUGUAAAUGGUAACCAUGCAGUUUUCCAUGGUGAUGGUGAAGUUUUUGGAAAACCUUCCAGUCUUACUUAUACAGGAAGCUUGAUCCAUGCUGCCCAACCAGCAUAUGGGCAAUCGUCUGGCACACCGCGACAAAGGAGUAUCUCUACAUCGGGUGUGCAUGUUUCUCGACCUAAUUUUAUGGGUGUCAGCAGUGCACCACCAGUUGCUGUGAAAACGCCAUUCACUCCUAAUUUUCCUUUAUUACCGAAUUCGUUGACUUCGCCAGUUCAAAGCAUUGCCAACUCUGCUUCUGUUCCCCUCAAUCCUCAGGUUACCAAGCCUACAGUCUUUCCCACAAUGCCACAAAGUACUGAUUCAAGUUUAUUGCUGCAUGGCAAUGCGGUUAUUUCUGAAAAAUCAUCAUACAAUAUUCCGAAUUCACUAGUGUCUGCCAUAACAACAUCAGUAUCUGCAAUCAGCGUCCAGGAUCAGGCUAAUAAGGUUCCUCUUAAUACCACAAUCAUGCCUCGUACAAGUAAAAGUUCUCCAGCAGUUGCAGCAACCCUUAUCUCACCAGAAGAUUUUGAACGUUCAUCGACAACACCGCAAAAGAAACUUGAAUUAAAGCAGAGAAUGUUGCAAGAAGUAAAGCAGCCAAUUCCACAACCGAAUUUGGCAACAGUUCCACUCACAAAACAACAGCUUCAACAAACAAUGGUGUCCCUUCUGCAGAAAGACAGUUCUUUUCUUGCUGCAAUUCAUGAGGCGUACCUGGCCAACUUCCAACAGACAUAGUCUGACAUCAGUGCGAGAGUCACAUGUUCUAUGCAAGAUUUCAGCAGUCUGUUUUAAACUAGAUCUAUUUUUAGGCAACUGGAAUCUCAGCGUGUAUAUUCCGAUGUAAAACUAGAAAAAAAUAAAUAAUUUGGCUAAUUAUGUAUACAUUAUGUCUUUAAAACACUAUUGUGCCAGUAUUAGAGUUGCAGUCUCACUUUGUGUUUUAUUGCUUGAACAUUUGAAUAUGUGAUCCUGAUGAUGCAAAUCAAAAUUACUGUUGGGAUGACUGAAUGGUGACUACCGUGAUUUCGGAGAUGGUUAUCAAAAUGUAUUGUUUCUGCUCCCAAAAAUGAGGUGUAUGGUCUUUUUUACUUUUUGGUAAAAGUUCUUCUCCAAAGUUUCCAAAUGUUUUGGUAUUGUACAAACUAGUUCAACUCUUCAACACGAAAAUUUGUGUGUUUGUCAUUCAUGUCGCAUCAACUGAUUUUUCUUUAAUAUGCUUGUUGCAAAUUUUCAAUCCUUCAUUUAGUAGCAUCUUUUAUCUUGGACUUAUUAUUUUCAUUCAUACCAUUGAAUUUUGUCAAAUUGAGCUACAGGUUUUUUGCAAUUGUGGAGGUAAAUGAGACAUGCUCCAUGACUGCUGUGUUUUCCUUCAAACUAUGAUCGAGUGAUUCGAUAAUAUCUUCAUUAUUGUCUGUGUACCAGGGGAAUAGAAUUUUUUCUAUGAACAUUAGUUUUGGAGUUUGUGGUACAGUUAGUUUUGUGUCAUGUUGAUAUUUUUUGCACUUUGAUUUUUAAUGUUGAUUCUGUAUGACCUGCCAUUAACCACUUUUGUUAUACUGCCUGUUUGUUGUAUUUUACGGCCUACCACAAGCUCAAAAUCGAAUCCUACAAAUGUCUAAAUUUGUUGGCAGUGGGCUUGAAUAUUUGAUCCUGUAGCUCUCAUUGAGUUAUUUCAAUUACUGUCAAAUUAAUCUGUUAUGGUUGUAAAGUAGUUUUGAAACUGUGGAAAACAAUCUAUUAAAUUUGGUAAUAACAUCUAACUAGA